This is a messenger RNA of Amoebophrya sp. A120, 10742 nucleotides long. The record is from the annotation of a GenBank genome assembly. Lineage: Eukaryota; Dinophyceae; Syndiniales; Amoebophryaceae.
CUGCUACCGGCUUGUGGCGCCGCACGCCGACCAUCGGGUCGCUCCCCGAUCCGAGUGCGGCCGGGCUGCCCAGUCCCGACGGGCAGCAAGGCCGGCUGAGUCCCGAGAGCAUUGCGUCUGGUGACGCCGGGGGCCGAAAUUUGUCGAAGGAGUCUUCCGUUGCGUCGGUGCCCGGAUUGAUAGCGGGGAUGCAGCAGCUACAACGCGACCUUGCGGGCACUUUAUGCCUUUUAAAAUGACACUGACCCUGCUCAACAGCACGCUCAUCUCCCUCAAAAAUUCGUUGGAAAAAUGCUCAUCUACUGGUACAUGAAAUUGAAAUAGUGCAUGCUUUCCAAGGACUUUCACUUUGCUUUUGCAUUUCAUCAUGCAUGACCACAAACUGAAUCUGAAACAGACAGUGAGGGGGGGAUAGCGAUAAGGUCGUGAUGAAGAUUUUAUUCACAAUCAUACUCCACUUCGGCAGACCCCAAUCAAGACGAAGCGAUGAUGACUUCGGAGCAGCGGCUUUUACAGCACCAACUGCUGCAGCAGCAGCAACAGCAGUACAUGCAGCAGUACCAUCAAAGCGACCAACCGCCGCAACCGAUGCAGCAGAACUUGACGUCUACCGUAAUCGACGGCGCGCCAGCACCAGCACCUAAUGGCCCUUCUGCUUUGGUGCCUCAGGCUGCAGUCUCUUUGCAACAACAGCAAUCGUUGCUGAUGAUGAACCCGUUAAUGCUGCGUCCAUCCGCUGUGCAGCAACAAGAUGACGACGACGACAAGCUCUCCGUGCACAGCCACCGCAGCGGGAAAAGCGCCUACUCCGCCUACAAGACGAGGUCCAGGGACAGCUUGCCGGCCUUGGCUGAAGCCAGUCCGUACGGCGGAGGCGCAACCCGAAACCGCCGGCCCGGCAGCGCCAGCAAAUCAACUACGACACGUAUCGCAUGUAGAAAUAAACCUAUAUGACACUUCCCUCGGUUUGUGAUUCGCCGACUUAUGUAUGACAGAUAAAGGAAAAGGACUGCCCUUGUUCUGGAACUGUUUCUUAGUAGAGGGUAUGCGCGAGGGCAGGGCCUGCUGAGCUAUUGCAUGCAUUCACUACAUCUACAUCUACUACACAAACCGAGCGUCGAUGCGGUUUCCAUUCCCAUACUUAGCACAACGCCGCCUCCCGACCUGCUGCUCCAGCAGCAGCAGGCGCAGAUCAGCGCGCAGCACCAGCAGCACCUACAACGCGGCCUUGCGCAGCUUGAACAGGACCACAGUCCCUACGGAGGACCCCAACACCAGCAGGACGCUGUGAUGCAGGACUUGCAAAACCAGCAAACGGCCCUGUCCGACCAGCAGCUGCUUCACAUGCAAACCCAAGGCCUCACCGCGGAACAAAUCCAGCAGUACCAAGCCCAUCUCGACGCGUCGCAACAGCGACUACAGCCGAGCCAAUUCAAUUCCGCACCGCCAGUUUUGUUUCACACCGAACCGCCGCGACGACACUACAGACCGCAGCACGGGGCACGGGGAGACGACGCGAGUUCCUUCGCGUCCGACGACUUUGACGCGUUGCGGAAUUCCGACUCGGUCGGGGAAGCUGGUGAUCCAACAGGGUCCUCUUCACCAUCGCCAGAACAAGGAGGUUUUGGUUUUGGUCCAGGACAACAACCACAAGCAUUCACCGGUCACCUCGUCCCGCCGCUGCAAUUAUCCGCGGCCAGGGGGACAGUCAUUGACAACUACACGGACGACCAGCGUGGUCCCCACGUCGACACAGCCAGAUCCUCUGCCGCGAGCUCCGGGUUCGCACCUUCGUCUGCCGGCGGGGGAGGAUUGGUGUCUGUGUCUCGUCGGGGCUCGCUGGCAGGAGUGGAGGGCACAAUGAUAGGACACGGCGAGGACGGGGCUCUGGCUCCAACCGCCCCGGGAGGUGGUGGACUAGUACCGCAGCCGCGGGCAAAAUCCUGGAAGGAGCUGCAUGUGGAAGCGAGGCCGGCUCCGGCACACAUCGUGGUGUUUGAUUGGGACGACACAUUGCUACCUACCUGGUACAUCGGCAACGUCGUGCUGCCCUGCGUCACCGGAUUGAAAUUCUGCAGCAUGGUACAAAUUGUAUAGCUUACGGACGAAGUAGAUGAAGAUGAAUAUUACAUAAUUCAAAUACUCACUUUAAGAUGAAUAUUACAUAAUUCAGUAGCGGCAAAGCUAUCUGUAGUGCUUUCCUGGUAGAACAGCCGCGCCACGCCGCUGAGCGGGAGACGGCCUGUCCAGUGAGUGAGUGCCCCGUCAACUGCUCGCCGGGGCGCUGCGUGGAAGAGCAGCGUCGCCGCAUGUCGAGCCGGGGAACUAGUUUGCUUUCGAUUGCCUUUUUAUUUUUUAAGUUCCCCGUCAUCUCAAUUCCCCCUUAACUUGCCGCCUUACUCUUCACGGACAUGGGGGAUGACAUCAGCGCGUAGAACGGUUUGAACCAGACUCGGGCUACAAGGCCACAGGUAAACUAUCCCAGUGUCUUCCGGCCGGCCUUGACGCAAUCUGACUACUAAAAACCUCGCGGUAGCUGGGGGGCGUUCUAGUCUUCGGUCUAGUUCGUCGCCCUCUACCAGGCCUGUACUACCUGAAAGCAGAACUUCGGCUAGGGCAACAAGAUCACAUCAAGCAGCAUCCGCGAGCAGCAUCCGAACCGAGAGUAGUCAGCCGGGCCAUUUCUGAAGGCGCUGCGAGGUGGGCGGAGAGGCAUCACGCUAGCAGUUGGACGGGAGCAAGGCCAGCGUUCUUCUGUGUGAUGUUCGUCGUAUACUGUCCUGCCUAGUUCAACUAUGUAGGUUAUCUCUCUCUCUCUCAAAUACUUUAAGAUUAAGUUUGUGUGGUGGACGAUUUUCAGCCCUGUUCUUCGUCUGGCAAUAGUUUUUCAAGGUUAAGAUUUUGGAUUUGGUCUUGAUUUUUAGAACUAUGCAUGGCCGAGAAGUAGUUGUGGAUGUAGUAAUUGCAAAUAGAACCUUUUUCAACAUCGAAACGUACAGAAUUCUGACUACAAACUGGACCCCACGGACGAUUUCUACGACGGUCUGAACGACCACGCACAGUUGAUCCUCACGAUUAUUCGCACCGCAUUGAACCUCACGCCGCACGUCUUCAUUGUUACACUCGGGAAGACGGGAUGGGUAGAACUACAAAGACGAUUUUUUUACUGUUUUUGCAUUAGAUUUCAAAAGGAAAAACUAAAACUCAUAUUCCAUGCAUUUUUUUCUCCAGCAUUGCCUUGCUUGCGUGUAAAUAAGUGUCAGGAUAGAACAAAAGCACGACGAGCUGCAACAGAAAAAACGUAGGCACUCUCACUUAUCAGGUUUCCCGUUCUGCCGCACAGCGGUUGCCUGGUUUCACCGAGACCACACUGACCGAAAUGGGUGUCAACGUGUACUACGCGCGCGAGUACUUGAGCCGGCGCGAGGCGAUGCUGUGCCAACAGGAGGAGGGGUGCGACCCGUUCAUGGUGGCGAAACGGAAUGCGUUCAAGAAGGUGAUGAAGGUGGUGGUAAAGAGUCAGGAGAAGUUAUGGAAGAAGGCACAUAAGGUAUGAAAUCCACAUCAAACCCAUUAUUCGUAUAGGCUUAAGCGACGAAUCCGAAUCGUAAAGACCCCCGCACCAGAAGUCACCAUGGCCUUGUUAUUCUAAACCUACUACUAGGUCUAGGAUCCGCAGCACAUCGGCCCGGAAAUUGUAGAUGUGCUAGCAUUGUGCGUGUGCAGCACAGUGUGAAUUUUAAUAAAGCAAUUAUCACAUCAGGACGCCGUCGGGUCCCAGCUGAUGCACCUUGAAGCGGCGAAAUUCGGGUCGUCUUCCAGUCAAGGCUCGCGUCUGUCCUCCGGCUCCACUGGUUCCAGUGCCAGCGGUAUCGAUUGCAAAUAUGUCUGGGUCUGGAAGAGUCAUGCUGUUCUUGCAUGGCACAGAAGGUCUGGCAUGGAAGCUCUAGCAUCACAGGUUUCGAGAAGCUUCGGCAAUGCCGAACCCGCAUGAGAAAUCCCCCACUUUGGUGACAGAAAGUGGCCAGCUUUUGCUACCUAAUAUGCAUGAGAGAUUUUUCUGCGUUCUAAAAUGCGCAUCAUAAGUUUGUAUUCUUGCAGACCCAGACGUAUUUGCAUUUGAUAAGCGGCGUUUCGUCCGCGUGCGGCACCGAGUUGGGCUGCGAGGUGUUUGGCACCGCUGUGGACUCGCCUAGAAACGUGCUUUGGCGGUAUCAACAGCAGGCUAUUGACGACCCGCACACCAGACUGCUGGUCCAAACCGGCCAGCCGCAGUUCAAAUUCCAGCGACGCAUCAGCAACGCAGCUGCGGCUAGUGCCAGGUCGAAAAAAUCCCGUCGCGGAGAACAAGUUGGUGGAGCAAGUGCUAGUGGACAUCAUGAUCCCGAAGUAGAUGAUGAGGCCGCCGAAGUAGAAGAUGAUAGCAUGCGUGGCACGAACACCACCCAGCAGAGUAUAAUGCAACGAAGCAACGAGCCAGAUUUUUCGCAUCGCGGCGGGCACGACAGGGUGGCCGAGAUGCUGCGGCACGGUUCGCGCGGGGACUCGUUCGCCUCGGUGACGCAGAUGUCGGACUCGGAGGCAGAUCCCAGUUCGCGGGGGGGCACAUUUAUUGGCCAUCUUCACCCGGCUUCGAUCCAGGAAAACGAAAGUUUGAACCGCCACAUGGACCGGCGCGACACCGUGUCCACGGAAAACUCGUACGCCGUGUCAGCCCGCGAUUCCUUCAUGUCCUACGGGUUGGGCACGAUUCGCAGCAGCCAAUCCGCCACCUCCUCCGCGUUGCAGCGGGGCUUGGGGCUCCCCGCCGGGUCGGAUGCGCCAAGCCAAACCGCCAGCUCUCUCAGUCGGUUUCUAGACAAGCAGGCUCACAUCGAAAUCGGGGGGAAGAAACAAGCGGGAGGUAGCCUGUUCGGAAAACCCAGCGAGGAGCCGCCGUCUCCCACGGGGCCGGCCCGCGUGGAAGUGGUGCACAAUGACGUCGGCCCGGAGGAGCCAGAUGCGGACGAAGCCUUCUUUGGAAACCUGUUGCCCCGAUAUGACAGUGCACAACUCGAAGAUGUCCCUGUCUUGUCAUUUGAAGUUGUGCAUCCGCAGCGACACAAGCCACGGCAGAGCAAAUAAUGGGUCUUCCGCAUGAAAAAUAAUGCGCACGGUAUUAUUCGGAUUGUGGUACUGUUUCACCUUGUUCGAAGAUUUCUCACGCAAUUAGAGGUGAAUUUGGUAUUUUGCAUUACAAAUGAGCAGCAGGGGCAGAGGGACGUCGACUACUUGCGCACUUUCAUACAACGGGCCUGCGCAAACAAGAACCGGCCCAAAGUUCUGCCUACCGGCAGCGGCAACAGGAAAGCAGCUCCAGUUCCUCUCUCCCUCGUAGUUCUACUGUGAGCGAGCCGAAGAAAACCGUGAAUUCGUUCACGUUGGGCAGCACGAGCGCUACGUUUGGCGAGGAUAUCGACCAGAUGACGGGCGGUGUGCGCGGAACAAACAUUUCAUCUGUCAUGAUACCUACGCCCCCUCCGCGAGCACCAGCUGCCAACAACAGGAAAAACGAAACUGCCACCGCCCUUGCUCCCCUCGCUGCCUCGCUCGCCGAGCGGUUGGCAUCUGCGGUACAGUGGGAAAAAGACCACUCCGGCCGGACCGUGACAGAGGACUUGCCCGGCGGGCUACAGGGCUAUACCUUCCCCGGUGGACCACCAGGUCAUCAACACGGGGGCGACUAUACCAAUGGGAGCAACAGCGAGCGUGGGUCGUUCGAUUCCUCUGACAGUUUUGCCCGGGCCAAUUUGGUGGACAAGGACAAAAUCCUUGCGAGUUUCGACUACAAGCUGCAGUCCCAUCACACCGUCGGAAGCAUCCUGUCCAUCGGCGACGGCCCCGCGGAGCGGGUCGCUUGUCAGGAUGUCGUUUGGUGCAUCGCUGGCUCCACGACCUUGCAGGACAGCGGCCAGGAUCUGUGUAACGAGGUCGGGAUGAUUGCGGGCGAAGAAGGUGGAGAGCAGAAUGGAGAGCUGGAGGAACAGCAAAACGGGAUGAAAAAGAAGAAAAAGAUAUCAUUUGUAAAAACGUCCCUACCCUAGAGUUGUAAUGCAAAUCUGCAUGCUGAAAAUGUUUCUCAUGCGGAGACCCAUGAGAAGCAGUCUCUCGUCGUGGUGUGGGAUUUGUGAUGCUAGAAUCAGCAUGAUAUGCUAGAACUGUGAUGCUGCUGAACAAGCUAAACGGGAUUACACCGCGAGGCCAAACUUGUCAUGCGCAACAGCAAAAGCUGACAGAUUUGUCUAGCAGAUUUCCCAGCUUGACUCUGGUGUGGGGACGUUUUUACUCAGGAUAAAAGAAGAACGAGCUGCGGUGCAAAACCAUCAAAUUUGAGGAGGAACCGAACCUGGAGGUGCUCGGCGAACAGUUAAAACAAACCACGGAGUAUCUGCCCAGUUUUAUCACGUACGAAGGCGACUUCCACUUCGAUCACGACGCUUCGAGUCGCGGCAGCACGUCGCAAGCGGGCAGCCGGCCGGCGACCCCGGACCACGCGGGACAACGGGAGGAUGGGGUGUUGGAGCCCGCUGCGGCCACCAACCGCAACCCCGCGGCAGAGUUGGAACGGCAGUGGCGCACAUCCCACCGCCGGGCCAAAGUCGCCGGGAUGCUGGCGUAGGGAAGACCUGAGGUGGUCGUUUGGGGAAGAGAGUAAAAGCUGGAGAAUGCGAAAGCUAUGCAAGUCGAUUGAAAUACUAGUACUAGUACUACAUUUUGGGAAGGCGGUAGAAAAAAAUCUAAACCUGUACUACAACCACCAAAAAGUGAGGCUACAAGCUGUACUAUUUUUGUACACGACAAAACGCCGCAGCUGCAUAGCAGUACGACCCCAUAUUGUACUAGAUGUAGAUGUAGUUGUUGCCACAUGAUAGAUAUUGAUCAAAUGAUUUACAGCGGACUUUAGCUGAAAUACUGAAGGGUUUGUUCAGGGUUACAGCGCAAAAAACAUCCUUCAUUUAACACAGCAAAACAAUUUAUAAAUGCAUAGAAUCAAUCUCAAUGCGAAAGGAGCGCACAGUUAUUUUCUCGACAUAUGAUACAAAAUUUUUUUUAUCCGGUCGAAAACACGUGAAUAAUAAUAAACAAGGAGCCUCCCGCCUACAAAAUUCGAAAUAGAAAGCCCUACAAUACUACACCCUCAGAGAAAAAAAAACCCUAGAGGUUCUUGCUUGUAGAGAAAUUCUUGCAAGAGGAAUUUCUUUGCCGGCAGUCGGACAGGACCACGGGGUUAAAGAACGAAAACGAAAAUCAACAUUAGUUCCUCAGGAACAAGGGGCACGAAUUUUGCAUGGGAGAGUGGAAGACGUAGACGGUGAUGAAGAAUGCCACGAUAUCUCAAGGGUCUCUGCAUGUUGAGCGACCUAUUGCUCUAUCAAUCUCUAUCUCUAUUUGCUUCUGCUUCUAAAAAAUCCAAACCUAGAUGAUGUGCUUACAGUGUAGUGACCUUUUGCUUGUAAAUACGAAAACAAGAGACCAAAGAACAGGAUAAAAAUUUAUCUUUUUUUUUGCGCGAUAUGUUAACUUAAAUCAAUGCAAAUAAUAAUGUCUUCGAUCCGGUGUUUUCAAAAUAGAGGCAGUUUUUGCAGUAGGUAACUUCUGAAGAGGACAGUAGAGGCAGUACUAGGUUCUCCUUUGUUCCGCAGCUCAGGACAAAUUUCUUUGCUGUGAAGCAUGGGGAACGAGUUUUACUGUUUUUUGUGUCGUCUUCUUUUCUAACGAUAGUGAUCGAACGAAGUCGAAGAAAAAAAUGGCAGACCUACUAUUAGGAUCGCGCUCAAUGAUAUCAUUUCCAUUGCCACUGAGAUCUCGCCGUGAGGAGUUGCUCGGGCUGUGUUAGCCUGACAAGCCUCCGCGAAAUCGUGGAUUGGCCUUGAUUUUUCGAAAGUCUUUGGAUCACCCUCACUGGAAAGUAGCACUCAGAGUGCCAGGACAAACGUUACGCUCGGGGCGGCCCCUCUGACAGCAAUAGAAGACAAACAAAACAAGACAACAUCUUCUAGAAGUACUCAAAAGUGUAGGCAAAAAAAAAACAAAGCGUAUGACAACCGAAGGAGUUUUAUUGCAAUCGGAAAUCUAUCCGCUUCCGCGCAAAAAGUCUUUACUUUUUUCAACCAGAACGUCAUUAGUUGAUUUGCAGUCGCAAACACCACGACCCAUAAUCACCAAAAUAGGCGGCGUUGCACGAAAGAGGUUGAAAUUACAAAGUUUAGAGAGUACUAUCGCAUAUACAGGAUCAGGUGGAUAGAAAGGCCACAGAAGUACUAGUCGGAGGCUCCGGCUAGUGCAUUGUGUUAGAAUUGUGAAGGAGAAACGUCUGAUGUAGUAAGAGGGAUAAAGGAAGAAAUACGGAAAAAAUAUGUAUGCAGAAAAUCGUGGUAGUGCAGCCUAUUCCUACGAAAUUGAAAAGUAGAUUAAGAUGGCCUUUGCUUCGCUUACUCUCGACACAGCAUUAUUUGCUGCUCCUUUGCUACAAGUGUAGCUGGUAGCUUUUUUUUUCUUUUGUGUGAAGAGACAAACUAUGAUUGAAUCUACAGAAAUUUGUUCAGUCCAACAGGUGUAGCUCUGUGUAUCAUGGACCACGGACGUAGAGGUAUCGCUCUUUUGCUUUUGGUAUUUAUAAUUUGUCUUUCUUGUUUUGGUAAUCCGAACUCACCAACUGCACCUCCAACUUGUAUGCCUUUGGGUCUUCUCCAUUGCAGAAGAUCCUUGCCGUACUUACAACGAGGAGGAAGAACUUAAAACGAGAAGGCCUCAGUGAGUUGUUUUUGCUUCAUUAUUGUUAAACAGACCAAGCUAUUGACUCACUGCCACAUAUGAUGAAAUAACGACAGAAUUAUAAAUUAUUUGGAACUGUUUUCCCUGCAGCGGUCGUGAUAAAACUUAGAAAUACAGAUUGAAAAAUAGCGAUCUCUACUUUCUGGGCCCAGCCCCAGGCUCGCACGAGGCACCGUAGUGAAUAAGUACAUCAUUUGGGUUUCUACUUGAUUUGGGGCAGAAGUUGCUGCUGAAUAUUAACGAUUACAAUUGAUUUUGGACAUAAUGAUCAGACAUUACAACAGCGCCGUACAAGCGCACUUAGCUAAUAUCGAGACACUGGUCGUCUGCUUUUCUUGGUGAGGACAUUUUCUGUCCAUUUCCAGCAGAUGGAGAUCACUCCGUUUGAGGAGAUAUCAUGCAGGGGAGGAAGCAAGUUGUGCCUAGUUCGCUCGUGGUGCUUCCUUUUGAAUCAGAACCUUUUCUAUGUUGAUGCAAGGAAGCACUCAGCAGGACGACGAUGCAACUCACUCACAGGGUGAAAGGCGUGCUGGAAGUGGUAACAUCACUUCUACCGGAAAGAACUGAUAAUCAAAGAUGGACUCUGCGAAAGUUGUUUGCCAUUUACUUCUAGUUCUGCCUCGGCGCUAUUAACGAGUGGAGCAAAAUGAAAAUCGCAGACCAUGAUAAUGAAUUUCAGAGAAUAAAGACAAGGAUGACUAGUUUGAUGAAGAAGGAAUUUGAUAGAGACAUUUCAGGACGAUCGACCAAAAGUUCGCGUCUAGAACUUAAUAGGAAAUUCUGAAAAAAUAAUAAAGCCGCGCACGAGGAGAUCAGUACAAAUAGCAACGGUAUUGAUGCCGGGGGACAAAAACUUUACUCGUCUGCACAUUGUACUAAGUAACGCUGGCGGUUCGCUGUUAUGCCCGGGCUUCCUAGUGGUGGUGGGCUUGGGGGUGAAGAUCGUACUACCACAUUUUUGACGCAUUGUCAUUCUUGACGGCACAGGUUCACAACAAGGACUAGCACUAGCACAGGUUUUUGUAGUUUGUGGUAGUUUCUGACAGGAGGAUCUUCAUCACUAUCGUGAACUCAAGCCUGCCAAAUCCCGUUUCGAGACCCCCAAGCAAGAACAAGAGACGAAGGGCCCGAAGCACGACAGGAUUUCACAACGCGUGGUGCGGCGUUCUUCUUAAUAUGUGCCGUCGACGAUGAAUCGACAUAGAAGAUAAAAAGUUAGUUUAGUUUUUUGUCUCGUAGUUCUUUGUGCUUCUCUCGCGUCUGGCACAGAUUGAAAGUAGCAAAUCGCUUGGAAAAAUGUCGAACAGCUAGAGCAUCCGUUCUAUGCUUGUUUUGACAAAAUUGCUUUUUUAGCUCAUCUUUCGCUGCCAUGGUCCGUCCUCACGUUUUUCUACUUUGAGUCUGGAACAACAGCACGUGUGUGUUAUAUCGAUCAUUGAAAAAAGAAAGGUUUAUUGUUCUUUGUUGUAGGAAAAAAUCUUUAGUUUCUUCUUCUGGGCUGCAUGUGCGCGUUUUGUUUUCAGAUUGUCUACAACGUGCAUGCUGGUCGUCUUGUUCCCGUUCACUAAUACUAGCGUCUGGCCUUGGUUCUUCUUUUCUUUACUUUUUUGUUCGCAACAACGAAUAGCGAGCACGACGAGAAAUCUGCGGCACCUCUGCAAUACCGCCAGGAAUAUCGGCUUCGGUGCCUGUAGCUAGUACUUAUAUGACGAACGUAGUGCAACAUGAAAACUGGUGCAUCAGGCUAGUUGUAGCAAAAUUUUUGUGAGGGCUGCCCUGUCCUCCGCAACAGUGGCGAAUGAACAUCGAAGCUUUUGCUCCUGAUUCUUGUGGCUGCUAAAUUGAGGCGAAGAAAAGUUGUGCGCAAUACAACCACAGAAUAAAAAUCAGAAAAAAUAAAGCGAGCUCAAGCUCUCUACUCUCGCUAU